This is a messenger RNA of Paraphaeosphaeria sporulosa, 1963 nucleotides long. RefSeq names its product gamma-glutamyltranspeptidase-like protein. Gene Ontology annotation, cellular component: plasma membrane. The record is from RefSeq and is a predicted model, not a curated record. Gene Ontology annotation, molecular function: glutathione gamma-glutamate hydrolase. Bases 163 to 1893 code for a protein of 576 amino acids. Gene Ontology annotation, biological process: glutathione catabolic process. The transcript has 4 exons. NCBI's taxonomy places the organism in Eukaryota, Fungi, Ascomycota, Dothideomycetes, Pleosporales, Didymosphaeriaceae.
GCGUCAAUUCACGCACUGCUGCUAACGGAUUACAACCAUGAUCGCCGCGCACCGCGGGUGGGAAGCGUGCCUUGCUUUGUGCUGUUGCUGUGACGUUAAAACGUGGACUCUUUCCUCACCGGCCUGCUGUCUCCUCUCCAUCUCCACGCCUUUCUGUAGACCAUGACGCUCAGUUUGAUCCGGGCUCUUACGGGGCUCUUGAUGCUGCACAAUGUUGUCGCGAGCCCACAGUAUUCUACCCCGCCGCCGCUCGAUCAAGGCCAAUUGGGUGCUGUCGCAUCUGAGAGCAGUAUCUGCAGUCGUAUUGGAACCGAUUUGCUAAAACAGGGCGGGAAUGCAGCAGAUGCUUUAGUGGGGACCGUGGCUUGUGUUGGUGUGAUAGGCAUGUACCACUCAGGGAUUGGUGGUGGUGGUUUCAUGAUCGUCCGCUCGCCCAACGGCACAUACGAGUUCAUCGACUUCAGAGAAACCGCCCCGAAAAGUGCGUUUGAGGACAUGUACAAAGACAACGAAGACGCUAGCCUGAAUGGUGGCCUUGCAGCAGGCGUACCUGGUGAACUCCGUGGACUCCAACAUCUUCACGAAAAGUACGGCAAAUUGCCCUGGUCCACUGUCUUGCUCCCAGCUGUCAAAGUAGCCCGCGAAGGCUGGACCGUGAAUCAAGAUCUCGUAAAUUACAUCAAUUCCGCCAUCGGCUCGACGGGGAAUGCUACUUCCAACUUUCUGGUCAAAGAUCCUGCGUUUGCCAUUGAUUUUGCACCUCACGGACGGUUACUGAGGCUCAAUGAGACCAUUACUAGAAAGAGAUACGCGAAUACACUAGAGACAAUAGCCUACGAAGGCCCAGAUGCUUUUUAUUCCGGCCCGAUCGCAGAAAGUACUAUCCGCACCAUCCAAGCCCGCAAUGGCACCAUGACGCUGGAGGAUCUCAAGAACUACACUGUUGCUAUCAGGAAGCCGUCGACAAUCACAUACCGCGAUUAUAAGCUUACUGCAUGCAGCGCUCCCUCUGGAGGCGAAGUCACACUCGCGAUCCUCAAGAUUCUGGAGGGGUACGAUGAUUUAGGCGAUCCGUCUACUGUGAAUCUCACCACGCAUCGUCUCGACGAAGCAAUGAAGUUCGCCUACGGCAUGCGCUCAGAGCUUGGGGACCCCUCAUACGUUUCUGGCAUCGACGCCUACCAAGAAGCUAUGAUUUCGGCUGCCACGGCAGCCGAAAUACGUGCCAAAAUUAGCGACAAUCAUACUUUUGACACGUCAUACUAUGACCCGAAGGGCCUGGAGUCGCUCGAGACCCCGGGUACUUCACACGUUGUAGUGGCGGACCACACGGGGCUCUCCAUCAGCCUCACAACGACUAUCAAUACGCUGUUUGGUGCGAAACUUGCGGACAACGAAACUGGCAUAUAUUUGAACAAUGAAAUGAACGAUUUCAGCAUCCCCAACGUCACGAAUGCAUUCGGCUACAUCCCUUCGCCUGCGAAUUUCGUUCGCGCCGGCAAACGACCCCUAUCCUCCAUCUCCCCGGUUAUCGUCGAACAUCUCAAUGCCACGUCACUUGCGUCGGCCCUCUAUGUGGCUAUUGGCGCUGCAGGCGGCUCCCGCAUUAUCACCGCGACGGUACAGAAUCUUUUGCACAUCCUCGACGGCGGUCUCUCAACGGCAGCAGCACUCGCGCAGCCACGCAUCCACGACCAGCUGAUCCCCGCACAGAUUAGUUUCGAAUACGCUUUCAGCAACGAAACGACGGCGUUUUUGAAAGAAUUGGGGGCGAAUAUUACAUGGGUUGCGCCUGGACAGAGCACGGCGCAGGGUCUUAGGAGGCUGGCGAAUGGGACGUUCGAGGCUGCAGGAGAACCGCGACAAAAGAACUCUGGUGGCAUAGUAGUAUGAGGGGAACAAAUGAAGGGCCAUGCAGCCUUCACGAAUGCGGAUUUACGCAUAUCGAUGCCGAUGCUGGUCA